GGCGGCGGCGGCGGCCGCGCAGGGACGAUGCGCGAGUACAAAGUGGUGGUGCUGGGCUCGGGCGGGGUAGGCAAAUCCGCCCUGACCGUGCAGUUCGUGACCGGCACCUUCAUUGAGAAAUACGACCCCACCAUCGAGGACUUCUACCGCAAGGAGAUCGAGGUGGACUCGUCGCCUUCGGUGCUGGAGAUCCUGGACACGGCGGGCACCGAGCAGUUCGCGUCCAUGCGGGACCUGUACAUCAAGAACGGCCAGGGCUUCAUCCUGGUCUACAGCCUGGUCAACCAGCAGAGCUUCCAGGAUAUCAAGCCCAUGCGGGACCAGAUCAUCCGCGUGAAGCGGUAUGAGAAAGUGCCAGUCAUCCUGGUCGGAAACAAAGUGGACCUGGAGAGUGAGAGAGAAGUGUCCUCCAACGAAGGCCGUGCCUUGGCCGAAGAGUGGGGCUGCCCCUUUAUGGAGACUUCUGCUAAGAGUAAAACAAUGGUGGAUGAACUCUUUGCUGAAAUUGUGAGGCAGAUGAACUAUGCAGCUCAGCCUGACAAAGAUGACCCAUGUUGUUCUGCCUGUAAUAUACAAUAGCAUCUGAACAUGGCCGUCCCAGACAGGACUCAUCUAGGCUCGUAGGCAACAGUGACCUUGUCUACUGCAUUGCAGUUUGUAGGAUGGGUGGUGUGUGAGUCCACGGUGCACUGCAGCCGGAUGGCCAGCUGACGCCUCUGAGUACCUGUGGGUGCCCCCGUGACUACAGUCUCCACCUCUGUCCUCAGUCCUCUGUACGUCUGCAACCUGAAGGCACCACGGCGAAGCUACAGGGUGACCGCAUUUGAUAGGAUGAUGGUGUUGCCGUUGAGGUGACAGAAGCCACUGUUGUGUAAACUAAAAAUCAUCAUGAGAAAGAAACCAGAAGAAUUCCUAUGAUCACUAACAAAAUAUUUUGUUGUCUUAAAAAAAAAUUAAAGGAGAAAUAUUUUCCUACAAGAGUACUGAAGUCAGGAAUGGAUGGAGCUUCUAGCCAGUUUAUUCUAUCCAGUGAAACAGCAUUGCAGGGAGACUCCGCCUAGCUGACACGUCUCUAGUUUUCGAAUUGAUGCCUAAUCGUAGAUGUUACCCUACUUCGUGACAUGAAACUCACUCACAUAUCAAUCCUCAGCAGAGUAAAAUCCUCAGAGCACGGCUGUGUGAGAACCCAGUCUGGCUUUAGAAUUUGUUGAAUCACCUGCUCUGCCACAGAAAAUCGUCUCUCACGAGGGCUUACGAGAAUCGAACGGCACACCCGCCCUCUGUUCCCGGAGCAGGGAUGGUCUUUAUUUACUGAACAAGAAAAGCACCUGAGGUGGCCCAGCCUUACUAAGGAGCCUUGUAGCAGAUUCACCAUCGCAGAAGGGAAAUGAAGCCAUGUCACAUCCACAUGCUCCCCCCUGCAGACACCCCACGGGACAGUGCAAGCAUCCGGCUUUGUGUGUGAGUGAGUGUGUGAGUGUGUGUG
Rattus rattus (black rat) is the source of this 1486-nucleotide messenger RNA. RefSeq names its product RAP2A, member of RAS oncogene family (gene Rap2a). Bases 28 to 579 code for a protein of 183 amino acids. Gene Ontology annotation, biological process: Rap protein signal transduction; negative regulation of cell migration. The record is from RefSeq and is a predicted model, not a curated record. Gene Ontology annotation, cellular component: plasma membrane. NCBI's taxonomy places the organism in Eukaryota, Metazoa, Chordata, Mammalia, Rodentia, Muridae. Gene Ontology annotation, molecular function: GDP binding; GTPase activity; GTP binding. The transcript has 2 exons.